AUGCCCGUUCCUGUGGGACCUGCCGCAUCAUCCGGUUCAUUUUUCAGUCAAGCCUAUGACCGGGAUCACAAGUGGCAGCGACCAGGCAAGUGUCUGAGCUUAUGGGGUGGGGGCAAAAGAGGCCUGAAAGCAGCAGACUUGAGGUUUGACUGUGAAAAAGGUGCUGAGAAAAUGCAGCACGGCUCAGUAGCCUUUGAGAAGUACCCUUCCACCAGAGUUACAGUAGAAGUUGUCUCAGGAGACGCUUCCUGGAUUGCCCUGAAGUACGACCCCCAGAUAGAAGAAGAUCUGCGAAACUGGAUAGAAGAGGUUACAGGGCUGAGCAUUGGUGCAAACUUUCAACUGGGAUUAAAAGAUGGCAUAAUCUUGUGCGAGCUUAUAAAUAAGCUGCAGCCAGGAUCAGUGAAGAAAAUUAAUCAAUCAAAACUAAAUUGGCACCAGCUGGAGAAUAUUGGGAACUUUAUCAAAGCCAUCCAAGUCUACGGCAUGAAGCCCCAUGAUAUUUUCGAAGCAAAUGACCUUUUUGAAAAUGGAAAUAUGACUCAAGUACAGACUACUCUCGUGGCACUAGCAGGUCUGGCAAAAACUAAAGGUUUUCACACUACAAUUGAUAUUGGUGUCAAAUACGCAGAGAAACAAGCACGAAGUUUUGAUGCAGGAAAACUAAAAGCUGGUCAAAGUGUAAUUGGCCUGCAGAUGGGGACCAACAAGUGUGCCAGUCAGGCGGGCAUGACUGCUUACGGAACCAGAAGACACCUCUAUGACCCAAAAAUGCAGACCGAUAAGCCGUUUGACCAAACGACGAUUAGCCUACAGAUGGGCACCAACAAAGGAGCCAGCCAGGCUGGCAUGCUGGCACCCGGUACCAGGAGAGACAUCUACGAUCAGAAGCACAUACUACAGCCUGUGGAUAACUCGACUAUUUCGUUACAAAUGGGUACCAACAAAGUAGCUUCACAGAAGGGAAUGAGUGUGUACGGGCUUGGACGGCAAGUGUAUGACCCCAAGUACUGUGCUGCACCUACAGAACCUGUCAUUCAUAACGGCAGCCAAGGGACAGGAACUAACGGGUCAGAAAUCAGCGAUAGCGAUUAUCAGGCAGAGUACCCAGAUGACUAUCACGGAGAGUACCAAGAUGACUAUCAAAGAGAUUACCAUGGUCAGUACAGUGACCAGGGCAUUGAUUACUAG
Molecule: messenger RNA, 1191 nt
Organism: Egretta garzetta (little egret)
Lineage: Eukaryota; Metazoa; Chordata; Aves; Pelecaniformes; Ardeidae
Gene: CNN3
Product: calponin 3
Exons: 8
Coding region: 1-1191 (396 amino acids)
Biological process (GO): actomyosin structure organization
Molecular function (GO): actin binding
Source: RefSeq, a predicted model, not a curated record